UCCAGCACAUAUUACUAUCAAAAGCAAUACAUAGAACUGCAUUAUAACAAACAAGAAUGGCCUCACAAAGCCUCUUUUUUCUUCAUGUUUUAGCCAUUUUUUCCCUAACAAGUCUUGCAUUUUCAGCCUCUCUUUCUCCUUAUUACUACUACAGAAUUUGUCCCAAGGCUUUGCCAACUAUUAAAAGGGUGGUUGAGGAUGCAGUUCGACAGGAGAGGCGAAUGGGAGCCUCUUUACUGCGUCUACAUUUUCAUGAUUGUUUUGUUAAUGGUUGUGACGCUUCUAUUCUUCUAGAUCAAACAGCCACUAUUGAUAGCGAGAAGACUGCCCUUGCUAAUAACAAUUCCGCCAGAGGAUUUGAAGUAAUAGACAGAAUCAAGUCAGAGGUUGAUAAAGCUUGUGGACGUCCAAUUGUAUCUUGUGCAGAUAUUUUAGCUGUUGCAGCUCGUGAUUCAGUGGUUGCGUUAGGAGGACCAUCAUGGAGAGUGCCACUAGGAAGAAGGGAUUCAACUACAGCCAGCAGAGCACAAGCUAACAAUGAUAUUCCAUCCCCAUUUAUGGACUUACCUUCACUUAUCAACAAUUUCAAGAAUCAAGGCUUAAAUCAGAAAGACCUUGUUGCACUCUCUGGUGGCCAUACAUUAGGAUUUGCUCAGUGUUUCACCUUCAGGGAUCGCAUUUACAAUGACACUAAAAAUAUUGAUUCUAAUUUUGCAAGACAAAGACAAUCUAGUUGUCCACGAUCAGGAGGUGAUUCCAAUCGUGCACCCCUUGAUCCAACUCCAGCAUUUUUUGACUCAAAGUAUUUUAGUAAUUUGGUAGCAAAGAAAGGGCUUUUGCGAUCUGAUCAAGCUUUGUUUAGUGGAGGUCAAACUGGUAAUCUUGUUAAUACUUAUAGCGCAAAUCGUUGGAUUUUCUCCAAGGAUUUUGCUAAUUCGAUGAUUAAGAUGGGUAAUAUCAAGCCAUUGACUGGGAGCCGAGGUCAGAUUCGGGUGAAUUGCAGGAAGGUGAACUAAGAGAUGUUGACUAUGCUGAAGAAAUCAAUCAAGUGUUUAAAGAAUUUUACUGCUUUUUUUUUUUCUUUUCGAAUUAUUUGAGCUUGUUGUGAAGAUGAAUGAGUUUGUAAUAAAGUUCAAGAACCCCUCUGUUCCAUGUCUUGCUAGCUGCUUUGAAAAUUGAUUGCUUUUGUCCGAGUAUAAUUUGAUAUGCUAAUGGCAUUGUAAGUUCAUAAUUUAUAUUGAUGAGUAAAUUCAAGGUGCCGUGACGGA
Messenger RNA from Nicotiana attenuata, 1268 nucleotides. Its product is annotated as peroxidase 70-like. Gene Ontology annotation, biological process: hydrogen peroxide catabolic process; response to oxidative stress. NCBI's taxonomy places the organism in Eukaryota, Viridiplantae, Streptophyta, Magnoliopsida, Solanales, Solanaceae. Bases 57 to 1016 code for a protein of 319 amino acids. The record is from RefSeq and is a predicted model, not a curated record. The transcript has 3 exons. Gene Ontology annotation, molecular function: heme binding; peroxidase activity.